AUGAGCGACGAACCAGCCGCCGCAGACAGCAAUAAACGCUCCCGAGAGGAGCAAGCAGCAGCCGAUAAUGAUGCCGGAGAUGCUGAACCUCCUGCCAAGGCGAUCAAAGCAUCGGAAGAUGGAGCUAACGCCAGUAGUGACGCAGCCGCCGGUUCGGACAAACCAGCCGAAGAAGCCAAGAAAGAAGAGCCGCCCAAGACGGAGCCAGCUCCAGCACCUGUCCCCGCUCCAGCUCCUGCCCCCGUUCCAGCACCAGCUCCUGUCACUGCUCCUGCCACUGCUCCUGCUCCUUCGGGUGUUCCCACUGAAACCGGAGAAGUCUCGUCGCUCUACGUUGGAAGAGUCAUUGGCAAGGGCGGGGAAAUGAUUCGCGAUUUGCAAGCACGGUCGGGUUGUCGCAUUGACGUCGAUCAGAGCGUCCCGCCCGGACAACCCCGUAUUAUUACGUACCGUGGAACCCGCAAAACGGUCGACUUUGCCAAGCGCCUCGUCCAAAUGCUCUGCAAUGAACACGUCAACGAAGCCGAUUUGCCAUUGGGAGAAGCCCGACGAGAAAUCAUGGCCGUACCGGGCACCAGCGUUGGGAAAAUUAUUGGACGCGGUGGGGAAAUGAUUCGGGAAUUGCAGUCGCGAUCGCAUGCCAAAAUACAGGUCGAUCACAACAAUCACGGCAGUGCCGGACUCCCGGCCCAUCAGAAACGAUUGACCAUUACCGGGACGGAACAAUCCGUCGUUAAAGCCAAAGAGAUGGUCAACUUUUUGGUCGCCAAUCCCAUGAUGGAUGCCAUGCAAGCAUUGCUCAUGUUGGUAGAAGACAAAUUGCAACGUGGAGGAGUGUGGGGAUCGGGACCACCCUAUAUGAAUUUGCCCAAUAUGGGACAAAACAUGAUGCCUCACAUGGCACCGGGAGCUCCUGCCGGAGCGUAUCCUCCGGCCGGUGGUGCCGAUCCGUACGGUGCUCCGUCACCCGCGGCGUAUCCACCUCAAGCGGGAGGAGGAUAUCCUCCCGCUCCGGCCGCGGCAUCGCCGGCACCUGCCCCCGCAGGAUAUGGUGGAUUGGAAACGGAAAUCUUUUAUGCCGCGAAAAAUUUCAUGGGACGGAUUAUUGGACAAAAGGGAAUCACCAUCAACGAUUUGCAGCGACGGUCGGGAUGCGAUAUUCAAAUCAAUCAGGAUGUCCCGCACGGAUCCGAUUGUGAAAUUACCCUCCGGGGACAGCGGCAGGGAAUUGAAUCGGCGAAACAAAUGCUACGAGAGAUUAUCGAAAUUGGUCCCAAUCAUCCCUAUGCCGGUGGUUCUGCGCAGGGAGGAGGAGGUGGAGGUGGAGGAGCCUACGGUGGCGGCGGAGGUGGUGGCUACGGCCACGACCCCUAUCAACAACAGCAACAACAACAGCACCCACCGGGAUACGGAUAUCAUCCUCAGCAGGCGUAUGGUGGAUACCCACCUCAGGCGGCCUAUGGACACCAACCGUACGAUCAUCAUCAACAAGCAGCCGCCUAUGGAUAUCCACCGCAGUAUGGCUACCAGCAGCCUCCUCAAGGUUAUCAUCAGCCUCCCGCAGCCUACGGAUACGCUGCCGCGCCACCACCGCCAGCGGGAGCGAGUCCGUGGAAGAGUGCUGCGGCGGGAGAUGGUCAGAUCUAUUACUACAACGAAAAGACGGGCGAGACGCAAUGGGAAAAACCACCCGGCAUGCCCUAG
This is a messenger RNA of Seminavis robusta, 1704 nucleotides long. The record is from the annotation of a GenBank genome assembly. NCBI's taxonomy places the organism in Eukaryota, Bacillariophyta, Bacillariophyceae, Naviculales, Naviculaceae.